CUUGCGCAGAGCCUGUGUUCAGGUUUCUCGGCCAGGAUGCGACACUAUCGCGAGACAGCGCCAGGUUUCUCACCUGUCUGAUACCGGGUGGACUGGGAUAUAUCUACUUUGAGGCUAUGAAGAAGUAUCUACAAGCUCAAGAAAUCAUGCGCCCCGGCACCUACGUUCUCCUGAUUACUUCCCCCCUUAACGCCGGGCUCAACUACCUGCUCGUAUACACUUUCAAAAUCGGCCUGUUGGGCGCUCCUCUCGCAACCAGCAUUUCAUACUGGCUAUCCUUCGCCCUUCUUGUGCUUUACGCCCGCUUCAUCGACGGCUCCGAAUGCUGGGGUGGCUGGACACGCAAAGCCUUCAGCAACAUGGGCACAUUUGCCCGUCUCGCCAUCAUGGGUGUCAUCCACGUCGGGACAGAAUGGUGGGCUUUUGAAAUCGUCGCUCUCGCAGCCGGUCGACUGGGCACGAUCCCACUCGCUGCUCAGAGCGUGAUCAUGACAGCCGACCAAGUCAUGAACACUGUCCCCUUCGGCGUAGGUGUCGCGGCCUCCGCACGAGUUGGGAACCUCCUGGGAUCUCGCGAUGCUCGAGGCGCGGCCCGCGCAGCCAACACGGCCGCCUGGCUCAGCAUGUUCCUAGGAACCGUAGUACUCUCCAUCUUGAUGGGAUCGCGACAUCACUUCGCUGAGAUCUUCAAUGACGACGAACGCGUCGUCCGUCUCACAGCCGAAGUAUUACCGUACGUUGCACUUUUCCAGAUCGCGGACGGAUUGAACGGUAGUUGUGGAGGGAGUCUACGGGGCAUGGGCCGUCAGCACGUCGGUGCGGCCGUCAAUAUCGUUAGUUACUAUUGCGGUGCGUUGCCGUUGGGCGUGUGGCUCGCGUUUCAUGGCUGGGGUCUGAAGGGUCUCUGGGUCGGACAGUGCAUUGCGCUCUAUCUGGUUGGAUUGCUUGAGUGGGCGAUUGUUGCUCUGAGUAAUUGGGAGAAGGAGGUGCAGAAGGCCUUUGCUAGGAUGGAUACUUCGGAGCGUGUUGAGGGGGGAAUUGGGUCUACAGGGGAUAUGGAUUGAGGGUUUAGAUCUGAGUAUGCAUGAGAUGUAUAGAUGGAUGGUAUGGGACUAACAAAAAGAAUCUCGUUUUACGAGCAC
Messenger RNA from Paecilomyces variotii, 1142 nucleotides. Its product is annotated as mate-domain-containing protein. Bases 117 to 1064 code for a protein of 315 amino acids. Gene Ontology annotation, cellular component: membrane. NCBI's taxonomy places the organism in Eukaryota, Fungi, Ascomycota, Eurotiomycetes, Eurotiales, Thermoascaceae. Gene Ontology annotation, molecular function: antiporter activity; xenobiotic transmembrane transporter activity. The transcript has 2 exons. Gene Ontology annotation, biological process: transmembrane transport. The record is from RefSeq and is a predicted model, not a curated record.